AUGAGAUGUCGUGGUCGUCAAGUGUUCAAAGAAGUUAAAACGAAAGUAGACAAACGCAAACUGCUGCUCGAUCAUUGGGAAGGUGAACAACAAGCUCUACGACGCUCCAUCCACUCGCGCCAAUCGGCGAUUGUCCCACGAAGGGAAAGUGCUCUUACCGGACCGAACUCGGAACUGGGAAGUAGCAAAGCGAUAAAAGCUAUGCUGAUGGAGAAAAUGAUGCAGGAAAAGGAACGCGAGAAGGAGCGAGAACGAGAGGAGGGUGUUCACAAAAAAGCAAGUGUGGAGCAAGAUCGCCAAUCUGAUCAGACACCUGAAGAGCCUGAGGAAGACGCCAAUAAACCGAUGUUGGACUACUUAAGAACUUUAGUCCUCAAUCUGGUACAUGCUCCACUCUCAGCAGCGCUGAAAAGCUGCUUGCUCUUGUCACCUGAGCAGUACAAGCAGUUGGUAGAAGUCUCGUGGCAACUGCUACUAAACGACGAUCCGCACGUUGUUCUCACCGCUGCAUCUAUGCUGGUUGCUGCUUGUGUUCGUCGACCGGAAGAUGUGGUGAAAGUGGUGAGAAAAUCGCUGGAAUCGAAGAAUGCCACCGAAAAAACUGAAGCCAUACAAAGGUUUGUCCAGUCAUCUAUGCUGGUUGCUGCUUGUGUUCGUCGACCGGAAGAUGUGGUGAAAGUGGUGAGAAAAUCGCUGGAAUCGAAGAAUGCCACCGAAAAAACUGAAGCCAUACAAAGGUUUUAUGCGUUGUGGAGGAAUAGAUUCCAUGUGUGGCUCAAAAUGGAGGAGGGCGCUCAAGCAACAUUCAAGGUACCACCUCCCGGCAUUGAUUUCACCCUUCCGUCACCUCCAAUCGGUCAGAGUCAAUUGCCGGUAGUGGAUCCGCCAUGGAUGCCGCAUCUGAAAACGAAGAUCGAAGAGCUCUCGCUGAAGGAAGAGGAGCACGCGACGUCGCAGACCAUCAUGACGAUGACUCGUACUCGACGGAAACAAAAACAAGAGAUGGUGAAACGAGCUGUGAGGGAUGCAGAAGAAAGGCAGUGUGAGCAGCGACAACUAUUCAGGCUACGGUGCUCCGCAAUCGUUCAACAAGCCGCCUAUGAACCUGCGUUAUUUCAUCAUCAGGAACAGGGAGAAGAGUCCGAAGUUGCUCAUCACCCCGCCCGUCAUCCGUUGCCAGUUGCUCAGCCGUUAUUUCCGUCUCCUCUGUUGGCCGUCAUACCCCUCAUUAUAGAGAUGCUGGACGAUCCACAGGUGGACAAAAACGGCGUUUCCGUCGGAGACGUCUCUCGAAAAGUGAUCUGGACGUGCAUUGUCGAAGAUCCUUCAUUGUUCUUUCGUCACUUUCUUGAAAAGCUCACCAAUCGAGAACGACAGACGCUUACAAAUGAGUACCGUACCACGGCCAGUUAUGAGUACCUCAUGUCACUUUUGCGCAAACUGAUCCUUCGUUUCAAUCCGCUGCCUAGUCAAGCUGCUUAUUCACUUCUCAAUUAUUUGGGCCUUCACCUCAUAUCCUACUUGCAGUUCGGGUUUGUUAUGCACUAUGUGCGAGCUCAAUGCGAAGGCUCAGAAAAGGCGCUUGGUAUGGCACUCUCGUUAACGUGGAUUCUCGCACCGAAUGUUCAUGGUCUUUAUUUCAAAGAUCUAAAACAAACGCUGAAGAAAGAGCAAUGUGAUGUGAGUUAUUGUUACUUCUUGAAGGUUUCCGUUGUUACAGCCAACGUAUUCUGA
This is a messenger RNA of Cooperia oncophora, 1734 nucleotides long. Lineage: Eukaryota; Metazoa; Nematoda; Chromadorea; Rhabditida; Trichostrongylidae. The record is from the annotation of a GenBank genome assembly.